Struthio camelus australis is the source of this 2938-nucleotide messenger RNA. The record is from RefSeq and is a predicted model, not a curated record. Lineage: Eukaryota; Metazoa; Chordata; Aves; Struthioniformes; Struthionidae.
UGGAGCAGUGACAACACUGGGUCUGGACUGGCUAAGGCACUCUCUCUUGAGCAGUGUUAAACUUAGGCUCUUCCACUAUCAUUUGAAUUACAGAAAUUGUCUGAAACGGUCCUAGAGCUGCUUGCAAUUCCUUCAGAGAACUCGUGGAGGCUAGAAGAAUUUUCUUCAGAAGACAGGAAAAGAAAAACAUGGUGCCUAUCUCUAAACAAGGUGGAAAAGGAGGAGCAGGGAAAUUUUAAGAACUAGGACUUGCUUCAGUACUUGGAAAAAUAUUGGAAUCAUCAAUCAAAACUGUUUUCAAGCACCUAGAAGAAGACAACGCAGCAGGGAGACAUGGCCAACCACAGUGAGGAAUGCAACUUUACUGGCAUUGACAGCUUAGCAAAGACUCUCCAAUACGGGAUUUCCAUCCCCACCUUCAUUCUUGGCUUGGUUCUCAACACCCUGGCCCUCUCCGUGUUCUGCUGCUUUUGGAAGAAACAGACCAAAACCUCGGUCUACAUGAUCAAUCUUGCACUUGCAGAUGUCCUGCUGCUUCUCUCACUCCCUCUCAAGCUGUACUACUCCAUCAAAGAAGCACCCAGGCUCCUGUGUGCAUUUAUCGAGUCUCUGUACUUCGUCAAUAUGUACGGCAGUAUCUUCAUUAUUGUCUGCAUUACAGUUGACAGAUACAUUUGCAUAAGACACCCCUUUGAAGGUCGAGCUAACCAGUCCCCCAAGCGGGCAAUCUUGAUUUGCUGCUUCAUUUGGGUAACAGUCUGGCUUUGCAGCAGCCCAAUGUAUGCAUUUCACAAGGACGAGAAUUUAAAGUGCUUUCACAACAUGUCAGAGCACGCUUGGAGCAUUCCCCUCAUUGUUUCUGUGGAGAUUUUUGGAUUCCUGAUCCCACUCUCAGCGAUGGUUUACUGCUCUGCUCAAAACAUCUGGAUUCUUCUGAAUCAAAAGAGCAGAGAUAAAAAGAAGGAAGACGACAGUAGCUCCUUACGAGCCAUUACCAUUAACCUCGUGGUAUUUUUGGUGUGCUUCACACCAGUCCAUCUUGGGAUUUGCCUACAGUGCCUGGUAAGACAGCAUGUGAUAGAGGACUGCAGUCUGAAACAAAACAUCAGCCUCUUCAUUCAGAUGUCAAUGAUAUUUGCCAACCUGAACUGCUGCCUGGAUGCCAUCUUUUAUUACUUUGCCGCAAAAGAAUUUCGUGAGAAAACGAACAUGAAGAAGAUUAUUGAACUAUGUCCUGUCUUUAAGCCUUGUGCUACAGGACGGGAUUGCCUGCAGUGGAAGAACAUCUCUUCCUCAGCGCCCACUUGCCUUGCAGGACUCUGAGAGCGUUAUCCUUGAUGUAGCAGCAGGGUCACCCUGGCCACAGUAGGGAGGGGGCAGAAGGAGGAAGGACAGCGUUUUUCUGGUGAAUGUGAACUUGCUUCAUAUUUUUCCUCCCAUUAAAGGUGAAAGGGGAGAAGUGUUGGAAAAAAAGAAUUUAUUGUCUUAGUGCUAUGUCCUUCACCUUGAUGGUACUUGUUAAAACGUGAAAAGCUUGCCAGAGUAAAACAACAUAAAUCAUGAGAACGCCACUUAAAAUCAGCCUUCACCACCACUGCACCAGUUUUCCUUUCGCCAACUUGAUCAGAAACUUGCUGGGGCCAGUCAAAAACAGAAGUGACUAUUUCAAACCUUCUUUCUAACUUAGAAGGUAACCGAGAGUUAAAAGGCAAUAUAGGGCCAAAAGUCUGACUCUGUUCUUUACGUCUCUAAGCCUUGCAUAAGGUUACCAUCAGAACUCUUCUGGCAUAAACAGCUUGGCCAGCCUGUUGCAAUAUUGAACCAUACCUCCUAUAAGCAUUACAGACCGGUCCAGGCCAUUACGGAGGACAGCUUGCCCAGUAUGUGACCCUGAGCAAUGUACAUUUGUGAUUAUCUACGCUGAGGAAUCAGCACAGUUUUCUCCAGCAAUUUUAAAUCUGACUUUGCACAUGGAAAACAAAAUAACUGCUUCAAAUACUGCAUUUAGUGAAAGAUCCCACAUGAUGAACUGUGGGUAAUCGUCACUAUGUUUAUGCCAAAGAUUUAACAUGAUACAUGCAUUAAAGUUUUCUGCCUGCCUUCUCAUGCAUUCCUGGAGGACAGGAAUUAUGGAAGCAAUCAUAGCACCCCAGAAAAAUAGGUUGGGACUACUCAGCUCAAACUCCUGGCUCCUAGUCGUGAGACAGGAUCAGCCCCGUCCACCUCGUGCCUCAGAAAAGCCUUCCUAACUUUGCUUUACAAAACUCUGGAGACAAACGUCUUACAACCUUUCUCAGUCAGCUCUGCUGGUAUUUCGCCACCCUUAUAUCACAUGUAAGUUUGGCCCUGAGUGUAAACUAAAGAUUUUAUUGUUGCAAUUUAAGUCCACGGUUUCUUCUACUGCGAUACUAGUAUGAUUCAUGUUGCCUUAGCCAGAAACAUUUUCGCAUAAAGAAGUUUAUCUUUGGGCCUUUUAGAAACAGCUGUAAAAAUUGUUCAAGAUUGCUCAGAACCAGGUCUCUGUUCAAGAGCGGACGUUUUAUUUAUUCAAAACGUGAAAAGAAAUUGGCUUCUGUCUGGAGCAAAAAAAGAAAGGGGAGGGGAGCUAGUUUUGAAAAAAAAAUUUGCAGUCAAUUGAUUUCUUUAUAAAUUAUUGAUUGUGCAAGUGGGAAGCUGCACAUAUCUAACGUGUGAGUGUUUUAAAACUUGUUAGUACUAACAGCAUGACCACCGCUGAGGCAUGAAGGAGCUCAGAGGAAAGGAAAGGUUUUUAUUAUCUUCCUCACCAGCAUCUGCAGAGUAGCAAGAGGAAGAGCUUUCCAAAACAGUAGAUUCUCAAAACAUUAUUUACUACUGUCUCGAUCAUUCAGAAAUCUGCAGCCUUUUCAGUAUGAUUUAGCCUUUCCUUCUGUACCUUUGACAUUAAUUUGCAUCUGAA